GGCCGUCGGGCAGACAGUAGGACGGCGACGCCACUGAGAGUCGGUGACCACGGCGCGAGGAGCGCGCUCGCCGCACAGUGACAUGUAGCGCGGCCGCCGCGCCGCAGCCCCGCGACCACUCCGCCGGUGGCGGCGCGCCGAUGCGCCUGCCGCCCGGCCCGACGCCGACGCCCGCGCCGCGAUACCUUCCCGCGAUCCGCAACUAAUCCUCACCAGUGUCACUUUCACUGUUACACCUGAAGCGAGCCCUUCAGCCCGUCUGUAUUGACGACAGUCGUCGGAUGGAACCCGGAGUGCGCCGAUUCGCAUCAAGGUUAGACGAAUAUUUGAAUGUGAGUGUUAGUGCGCCGCCCGCCGACGAUCCAGCGCGCCCUAGCGCACCCCUGUACUUCAGCUGUACGCGCACACUACAGUAACACAUAGCGGCGGGAGCUAGCUCAGACAUGGGAAGUGAGCACUAUUGCCUAAGGUGGAACAAUCAUCAGAGCAACCUGCUGGGAGUAUUCAGCCAGUUGCUGCACGACGAGAGUCUGGUGGACGUCACGCUAGCCUGCUCCGAAGGUGCAUCCAUUAGGGCUCAUAAGGUAGUGCUGUCUGCGUGUUCAUCGUACUUCCGAUCUCUGUUCGUGGACCACCCGUCGCGUCAUCCAAUCGUGAUCCUGAAAGACGUGGGCCUAGAGGAACUACGGACCCUUGUGGACUUCAUGUACAAGGGCGAGGUCAACGUCCAGUAUUGUCAACUGCCUGCUCUCCUCAAAACUGCCGAGAGCCUUCAGGUAAAAGGACUAGCUGAAAUGACUACUUUAAGCGCAGCCGGCAUUGAAACAAGAAAAGUUCAAGAACCAAUGGAAGAGUGUCAACCACAGGAGACAAGAGAAAGUUCAGAAACACAUGAAAAGUUAGACGGCAGAGAUCACAGAGAAAAGGAGGAUCGGCGCGAACCGAAAGAGACACGGGAAGUCCGUGAAAGAGAAAACAAAGAGACUCGUGAAGUAAGAGAAACUCACGUUAGAGAGAGUCACACAAGAGAACCUCGAGAGUCGAGGGAAUCAAGAGAACAUAGAGACAGAGAACAAAGAGAACCUCGUGAUCUAAGAGAGUCACGAGAUAUUAGAGAAUCAAGAGACCCUCGUGACUUGAGGGAUCCCCGCGAACUGCGGGAACAUAGGGAAUCUAGAGAAUCGAGGGAAAUUUCACGAGAUUUAAGAGAGGUUCGGGAUCCAAGGGACUUACGCGAAUCUCGGGAAACUCGUGACCACAGAGAAAUGCCAGAAGCGUCGCCCCCAAGAAUAUCGCCGUUACUUUCGGUGCGGCGAUUUAGGCCAGACCUGUCGGGCGAGGCUCCUUCCCUCACACACCCUCCUAUACCAAAAGACGAACCACCUGAUGAGCCCAUGCGAUCAUCGUCGCCAGAAGACGAUACGGUGUCGAUUAGAUCAAAUGGUGCACAAAAUGAAAAUAUUGGGUUGAACAUGACGAUAAACAGCCACGGUGGUGGGGCCCUGGGCGCGCACUACGCGGCGGAGCGGCUGAGCGCGCUGGGCGGGCUGCACGGCGGCCUGCACGCGCCGCUCGCGCCGUCGCCGCGCGCCGAGCCCGUCGCCGGGCCCUCCGGCCUGCCGCCCGUGCAGCAGGUGCCCUUGUCAUUGAAGAAAGAAAUUGACUGGGACAGGACCAAUGAAGAGAAGGCUGGUGGCGAGACAUCCUCAGAGUACAGAAUGCAACAUGAAUCCAUGUGCCUGGACAUGUCGUGCGGGUCCCCGAGCGUGGCGAGCCCCAUCCCGGCGCGCAGCCCCACCGCGCUGCCGCUGUGGUCGCCGCUGCUGGCGCUGCAGGCCUGCCGCCUGCGCCGCUACCUCAGCGACGACUGCAUGCUGUACCAGCACCGCCACCUGCUGCACGCGGAGCGGCGGCGCUGCGGCGUGUGCCUGGCGUCCUUCCCGUCCGCCUGGCUGCUCGAGCGCCACGCCGCGCUGCAGCACGCCGCCGCCGCGCCGCUGGACGACAAGCCCUUCGUGUGCGAGCAGUGCGGCCAGUCCUACCGCUACCGCUCCGCCUACGUCAAGCACCGCGAGCAGAACCACCGCGCCCGUCUGCCCGCCGACAAGCUCUUCACCUGCGACGUCUGCGGCAUGCAGUUCCGCUACCUCAAGUCCUUCAAGAAGCACCGCCUCAACCACACCCUCGAGCGUCUCCACACCAAGAACACCGACGCGCCCGAGACCGACCAGGUCUCCAGCACCAACGAGGCGCUCAUCGGCCAGUGCGGGGAAAUGGAUCUCUCUAUGAAGAAGAAAAACAGAAAUGAUGCCUCUAAGACACCUACAGCUGAAGUAAUCCGAGACGCUGAACAAGAUAGCACUGUCGAUUCGAACGGCGCCACUGACUCUGUAGUCACCGUCGACGAUUCAAUAGAGUGUCGCACUUCGGGUGCCGAGAGCGAGAGCAAAAGGGAUGACGACACGACCUCAGAGGAAAAGAGGCGAGUCCCCGUUUCCUUCGCCAGCAUCAGUUCUAUGGCGGACAGUUCAGAGAACGAGUCCCGAGCUGACAGCAGCAAACACGAGAGCUCCAGCUCGCACUCCGGGAUACUCAGCUUCAUGCAAAACGACGAGAGACAGAGGGACAGGGAGCGGCGGUUCGCGUGCCCGUUCUGCGGCAAGUGCGUGCGCUCGAAGGAGAACCUGAAGCUGCACGUGCGCAAGCACACGGGCGAGCGGCCCUUCGUGUGCCUGUUCUGCGGCCGCGCGUUCGGCGGCAAGAGCGACCUCACGCGCCACCUGCGCAUCCACACGGGCGAGCGGCCCUACCACUGCGAGGCGUGCGGCAAGUGCUUCGCGCGCGCCGACUACCUCUCCAAGCACCUCACCACGCACGUGCACAACACGCGCUGACCGCCCGCGCCCUCUCCGCAUACCUCCGGCGCAAUAUAACUCCACUCCAUGCAGCUCCCUCGAUAAAGGUACGCUAUUGUGAACAGGUUUUGCGGAAUUCAAUGACCGACCGAAUGUCUCGAACCGUUUCGGGACUUGAUGUUUAGGCUGGCGCGUUUCGAUCUCGUACACAGUUGAUGUUUGACAUUGAUGAUCGUUUUAAUUUAUCGUUAGUGACGAGUGACACCCCCGUAAGUGCGGGGUGGUCACAGCACAGGGCAAUGAACUACUGCAUGGAGUCGGUAGUUACAUUGUGCCCCUAUAGUUAAUGACCGAGUCAUAUUAUAACAGUAAAUGGGAAUAUUUUUUAAAAACGUUUUUAAACUUUACAACAUUAUUGAUAUAAGCAGGUUUAAUUAGAAUUUUACAGGACUAUUUUUCGUUUUGGAGUGUUUUAUGUAUAUUUAUGAAAAUAAUUUUCUAUAUUUAUUCUGGAAACAAAUAGUGAAUGAAAACUAGUUCUGUUUGCCGCAGAGCAAUAAUAACUAUAGAUGCUUAUUUUUUUCAUGCUGCAAUUACAUUUGUGUUGAACACAAUGGCUUGAAAAACUGCUUACUUACGCUAUGAGUUGCUGUCUCAGGCGAAACAUUAUUAAUGAAUUAGUAUUUAACUAUGCACACUUGAAUCGUUUAACGUAAGAAUUUUGCAUUAAUGUGCAGUGUUUGCUUGUCUCUCAUCAUGCCAGUAAUUUAGCAGUCUCGUUUUGUGUAACGUAGUUAUACAAUGCAGCGCAUUUGUUUUACGAUGAGGGACCAAGUGUGACGCUUUGAAGGACACGAGCAUUUGACUACAACUUAUGUUCAUCUGGCUAACGACCACGGUGUCAGUAUAACUUAUCACGGUGAACAUUCACAAUGUGACAUCUUGACACACGAUUUGCGUUUUAGUAAAAGGCUUAAACAUAGUUUCUUUUGCCAUAUUUUUGUAUGCCUACGUAUAAUAAGAUUUUUUAAAUAACUCAUUCCAUUAAAGAGGAACUAGAAAAUUGGUAGUCGUGACGAUAGGUUAUUAGGAGAAUGCAAAAACUGUGAUUCGUACGAUUAAGACCAGUCAAACAAGUUUUAGAACAUCGAAAAAUGUUUUAUGUAAUUUAAAAAUAACGUUAUCUAACAAUUAAUAUACCUACGUAUUAAUUAACUUUAGUUUUAAGAAAUCUCUCUGUGCCAAAAUAUGUACCUCAUAAAAAUAAACACUGAAGUAGAUAAAUUAAUUGUCAAUAAUUGUUUGUACACAUUUUGUUUUAUAUUUGAUAUUACAGUACAGAAAACAAGAUAUAAUAUAAUAGAUAGACUGGUUCUUCAGUCGAAACUCCUACGAGCCUAAAGGUUAGAUUAUAUUGUCUAUGGAUUUUAUUCAGUCGGCAAAUAGUCGUCCGCAAUGUUCCAGGAAAUGCGUCCGAUUGCCCUAAUUCGCGCCAUUUCGAAUUUUAAGAAUAAUAUAUUUAUAUCCAUCGAUAUAUAUGUACUACGUACUAGAUAGAACGUUCCGAACAAAAAGCUUACCACACUGAACUGCAGUGCAGACUAUGCAGUGCCCAAAAUGGCAAAUCAGA
Messenger RNA from Helicoverpa zea (corn earworm), 4485 nucleotides. Its product is annotated as protein jim lovell-like. Lineage: Eukaryota; Metazoa; Arthropoda; Insecta; Lepidoptera; Noctuidae. Gene Ontology annotation, biological process: regulation of transcription by RNA polymerase II. Gene Ontology annotation, cellular component: nucleus. Bases 444 to 2894 code for a protein of 816 amino acids. Gene Ontology annotation, molecular function: protein binding. The record is from RefSeq and is a predicted model, not a curated record. The transcript has 7 exons.